This is a messenger RNA of Medicago truncatula (barrel medic), 1700 nucleotides long. Its product is annotated as 3-ketoacyl-CoA synthase 5. NCBI's taxonomy places the organism in Eukaryota, Viridiplantae, Streptophyta, Magnoliopsida, Fabales, Fabaceae. The record is from RefSeq and is a predicted model, not a curated record. Gene Ontology annotation, biological process: fatty acid biosynthetic process. The coding region runs from base 30 to 1490 and encodes 486 amino acids. Gene Ontology annotation, molecular function: acyltransferase activity, transferring groups other than amino-acyl groups. Gene Ontology annotation, cellular component: membrane. The transcript has a single exon.
CAUAGAUUUUAAAACUUAUCACCAUUAGUAUGGAAGCCACUUCCAAGAAAAGCCAUGACCCUGUCAAUGAAUGCACCAACUUCACUCUCUUAUCAAACCAUCUCCUUUCAAAACUCUCAUAUUUCCUAUUCCUUUGUAGCAUCAUACUUGCAACAUUUGCUCAAGCUUUCUCACUUCUUCAAAACUAUGAACUAAUCUUCCAUUUUUUGUUCCUAUGUUUUCUCCUACUUUCAUUCCUUUUAACACAUUUUCUCUCAAAGCUUUCUCCUAUUUACCUUGUUGAUUUCUCAUGUCUUAAACCACCAAGAUGUUGUAGGGUACCUUUCUCGACGUUUAUUGAAAAUGCUUCUCUGAUUGAAUCAUGUUUUGACAGUGAAAGCAUAGAUUACAUGCAAAAAGUCCUUUAUUCUUCAGGCCAAAGUGAAGAGACUUGUGUCCCUCCUUCCUUACUCUACAUUCCACCAAAAACUCAAAAUAUUGAAUCCAUCAAAGAGGCUCACAUGGUUCUUUUCCCUAUCAUGGAUGAUCUUUUUGUAAAAACCAAUAUUUUACCUAUUGAUAUAGACAUACUUAUCUUAAAUUGCAGUGGCUUUUGUCCCUCGCCUUCUUUAACAUCUAUUGUUGUUAACAAAUAUUGUAUGAGAAGUGACAUUAAAAGCUAUAAUGUCUCUGGUAUGGGGUGCAGUGCUAGUGUUAUUUGUAUUGAUUUAGCUCAUAAUCUUCUCCGAGUUCACAAAAACGCUAAUGUUAUUGUUCUAAGCACAGAGAUUUUGUCAAAUGGUUGGUAUCCCGGUAAAGAAAGAUCAAAGUUGCAUCUUAACUGUAGCUUUAGAAUGGGUAGUGCAGCAAUUCUUCUCUCAAACAAAAAAGAAGCAAGUAAAACCGCAAAAUACAAGUUAGUUAGGUCGCUUAGAACACAAAGAGCCUUUGAUGACAAGGCUUAUUUUGCUUGUAGAAGGGAAGAAGAUUCAGAUGGAAUACUUGGGGUGACACUCAAUAAAGACGUAGUUCAGGCAGCUGGUGAAAUACUCCUUUCAAAUAUUUCCACUUUAGGUUCUGAAAUAUUGCCAGUUUCAGAGAAGUUUUGGUAUGUUGUUUCUAUGAUAAAAGAGAGGUUUAUAAAAUCUGAGGGAAUAUAUGUGCCUGAUUUUAAGACUGUGAUACAACAUUUCAUAUUGCCUUGUCCAGGGAGGGGAGUGAUUAGAGGGGUAGGAAAAAGGUUGAAACUUGGUGAGAGAGAUAUGGAAGCUGCUUGGAUGACACUACAUAGGUUUGGAAACCAAUCUUCUUCAUCACUAUGGUAUGAACUUGCUUACUUGGAAGCCAAGGAAAAAGUGCAGAAAGGUGACAACAUUUGGCUACUUGGAAUUGGAAGUGGGUUUAAGUGUAGCAGUGUAAUCUUGAAGUGUAAUAGGCCAAAACUUGGAGAGUCUAAUAAGGGACCAUGGUCUGAUUGCAUCCAUCAAUACCCAAUAUCAACUUUCAAUUAAUAAUUUUACACUUGUUAUUAUAUAUUGUUCUUGGUGUUCUUUUUAAUGUUUUUUUUAGAAGUAUUAAUGAUGUUCUUGUGUUUAAGGUUGUGCAAGAAAAAUACUAUUGAAAAAAAGGGGUUUCUAUAUUUUAUUAUUGUAAAAGCAUGUUGAUGGAUCCAGCCCAAGAUAUCAAUAGGAAGUGUUAGUGUAUCAUACUCAGCCUAUAUA